Rotaria sp. Silwood2 is the source of this 573-nucleotide messenger RNA. The record is from the annotation of a GenBank genome assembly. Lineage: Eukaryota; Metazoa; Rotifera; Eurotatoria; Philodinida; Philodinidae.
AUGAAUGAUCAACCUGAAAUAAAUGAAUAUCUUAAAUAUCAACGAACAAUACGUGAAUUAAAAGAUGAAAAUAGUCAUUUACGAGAUGAAAUGGCAAAUUUACGAAAAUCAUUGAAAUUACAAUCAUCUGAAAAAAAUCCAUAUCGACGAGAAGAUGAUAUAAUUCAUAUUGAACAAAUGUAUGCAGCACAAAUAUCUAAAUGUCGUCAAGAAUAUGAUGAACAAAUUCAUAAACUACAAUUAUAUAUUAAAGAACUUGAAGAUUGGAAUGAAAAUCAACAAGAAGAUGAAUUACGAAAAACAAUGGAAGUACAAAAAGAAGUUGAUGAAGUUGAUAAAGAUCUUCUUUCACAAGAACUUGAACAAGCAAAUAAUAAAUUAAAUUGUUAUAGUGAAAAAUUAAAAGAAUAUUUAAAUUUACAAACAAAUAUGGAUUCAUUAAUAUUACAAAAUAAACAAUUAGAAAAUAAUUUACAAUUAGAACGACAAAAUAAUAAAUUAAAUUUAGAACAUAUUAAUCAAUAUGAAGAAAAAAUUCAUCAAUUACAACAAGAUAUUAUUCGAUUACAUUAG